Messenger RNA from Acomys russatus (golden spiny mouse), 1658 nucleotides. RefSeq names its product DNA dC->dU-editing enzyme APOBEC-3-like. The transcript has 7 exons. NCBI's taxonomy places the organism in Eukaryota, Metazoa, Chordata, Mammalia, Rodentia, Muridae. The record is from RefSeq and is a predicted model, not a curated record. Bases 342 to 1448 code for a protein of 368 amino acids. Gene Ontology annotation, cellular component: P-body; cytoplasm; nucleus. Gene Ontology annotation, biological process: defense response to virus; cytidine to uridine editing; negative regulation of single stranded viral RNA replication via double stranded DNA intermediate. Gene Ontology annotation, molecular function: RNA binding; cytidine deaminase activity; zinc ion binding.
CUCCCUCACACCUGGAGAGUCUGACCCUUGGUUCAGUUUGCAGCUCCGGCUCCAAGCUCUGGGCACAGCCUGGACUGGGCGGCUUGGCUGAAGAAGCCCGGGGCCACCCUAGGGGCGUCUGACCUACCCUAACAGAAGCUUGGCACCGCUUUUCAACACCAUCGGUUACUUUCUCUUUCUCUUUGCGAUCUCCGUGGGCUGGUUCUAAGGAGGAGCGGGUCUCUGUCAAGCCUGGGGACUAUGAGUAGGAGGGAAGGUGGGCAGGAGCCUUCUGGGCUCGAUCGCCCAGAACCCUCCCAUUCCGGGAGCUGUAGCAGGAAGAGGGUGGGGCCUCCACUCACAUGGCCCAGGAGGUUACUUGCACUUCUGGGGUCUCCCAAAGCCAGGGCCUCUACACAGGAAAUGCAACCCCAGCGCCUGGGGACCAGAGCUGGGAUGGGACCAGCCUGCCUGGGAUGCCGCUCUCCCGAUCCGUCGAUCAGGGCACCCUCCAUGCUGAACUGUGCUUCCUCUACUGGUUCCACAACCAAAGACUGGAAAUGUCCCCUGGUGAAAAGUACAAGAUCACCUGGUACGUGUCCUGGAGCCCCUGCAGCGACUGUGCAGAGAAGGUAGCCACAUUCCUGGCCGCACACCGCAACCUGAGCCUGGCCAUCUUCAGCUCCCGCCUGUACUACUUUUGGAAACCAGACUACCGGGAGAAUCUUCGCAGGCUGACUCAGGAAGGAGCCCAGAUGGCUGCCAUGAGCUUUCUAGAAUUUAAAAAGUGUUGGAGCGAGUUUGUAUACAAUGACAACCAGCUGUUCCGGCCGUGGAAGAAACUGACUCGCAACUUCAGUUUCCAGGACGAGAAGCUUCAGGAGAUUCUCAGGCUGCUAACAGAGGAAGUAUUUUACGUGCAGUUUGGCAACAGUCAGAAGGUCAAGCCAGUCCAGCAUCGCUACUGCCGCAGGAAGACCUACCUGUGCUACUGGCUGGAGGGGCCCAGUGGCCCACGGGUACUCAGCGGAUACCUGCAAAACAAGAAAGGUAAACAUGCAGAAAUCCUCUUCAUUGAUGAGCUUCGGGCCAUGGAGCUGCACCAGGUGCGAAUCACCUGCUACAUCACAUGGAGCCCCUGCCCGGAAUGUGCCCAGGAACUGGCUGUUUUCAAAAGGGAUCGCCCAGACGUGGUUCUCCGCCUCUAUACCUCUCGCCUGUACUUCCACUGGAUGAGGCAGUAUCAGAAAGGGCUGUGUUCCCUGUGGCGAUCAGGGAUCCAGCUGGAAGUCAUGGACCUCCCGCAGUUUAGUGACUGCUGGACAAACUUCGUGAACUCGCAAAACCCAUUCAGACCGUGGGAUGGACUGAGAAAAAACAGCGCGCGCAUACAAAGGCGGCUCAGGAGGAUCAAGGAGUCCUGGGGCCUGCAAGGUUUGACAAAUGAUUUUGAAAAUCUACAACUCUGAACCCACCCACGUUGCCAUGAAUGUCAAGAUGAGAUUCAAGACAGUCUCUAAAAGGUCUUUUGGCUUCCACCCCAACUCCAAGUUUAGAAGUUGCUCGCACUUGGGAGGCAGAGGCAGGCGGAUCUCUGUGAGUUCGAGGCCAGCCUGGUCUACAAAGCAAGUCCAGGACAGCCAGAACUAUUACACAGAGAAGCCCUGUCUCAAAAAAAC